AUUUGAUAAGUUGAAGUUGCAUCGUUUCUCCAAGAAAUAAAUUUAGAACCCAGCCUCUUCCUCUUUCAAAUGGAGCUUUGUGGUGAUCUUCAACAUUCUGAGCUGAUAGCUUAUUUUGAUAUAGCAAAGAUCUCAUCACAGCCCUAUCCAGAGAUCCAACCAUCUUUUGUUGAAAAGAACAAAGAUGAAAUUUCCAAGUGUUGGACUGUGAUGAACAACCAAGGUGUACACCAUGAUAUAAUAUAUAACCAAAUAGAGAUUCAUCCACUCGUUAUUAGCGGAUGGCCUUGUAUGGAAUUGUAUUACAACCUACCUUCUGAUGUGGUCAUGACAGUUGGGUAUUAUGGCAACAACAAUUUUGGUAUUUUAUCAUUUAAGGAGGUGGUGACACCCGAAGAUUUACCACGUUUUCAUAGUAGAUGCCUGUUUAAGCGGGACAUUUUCUUUUUUGAUAUGGAUUUCUUCCCUUUCAGUGUAGAUCGUCCUAAAUUAAAAUUGCAUGAGGAUUUCGCUUUGUUUCUCGGAGACUAUGGAUAUGAAUUUAUUGUGCUGUGCGGUGACAAUGGAAAGAAUAAGACCAUGUCGCCAUUAAACCUUUCAGACCCCCGCCGCACAAAAUUAGGAUAUGGAUGGGACAACUUCUGCAAGUCAAACAACUUCAAAUGCGGAGACCGAAUUCGAUUUAGGUUAGAGGUUACUUCUGUUGCCAAAAUAUGUUAUGUGUAUUCACUUCCACAAGUGUAAGAAAUUAAGAACCAAAAAAAAAUUGUAUAUAUAUAUAUAUUAAGUAUUAUUGUUAUUGGA
Vicia villosa (hairy vetch) is the source of this 804-nucleotide messenger RNA. RefSeq lists its product as uncharacterized. Gene Ontology annotation, molecular function: DNA binding. The coding region runs from base 70 to 744 and encodes 224 amino acids. The record is from RefSeq and is a predicted model, not a curated record. The transcript has 3 exons. Lineage: Eukaryota; Viridiplantae; Streptophyta; Magnoliopsida; Fabales; Fabaceae.